AUGCCACCGAAGAAAAAAGCAGGACCAGGUCCAUCUAAGAAGUCUGCUGAGAAGCAAAAGGAUAAGACUUUAGAGGACAAGACUUUUGGCCUUAAGAACAAAAAGAAAAGCAAAAAUGUACAAAAGUUUAUUCAGGAGGUGACCAAGCAGGUCAAGGGUGCGAACACACGCGCUGACCGCAUGAAAGAACUGGAGGCCAAGAGAAGAAAGGACGCCAAGGCCGAGCAGGAAAAUCUCAAGAGUCUUUUUGCAGCCGCUAUCACACAGCCCAAGGUUCCUCCUGGAACAGAUCCCAAGUCGGUGCUUUGCGCUUUUUUCAAAGCAGGCGUGUGCACGAAGGGAAACCGCUGCAAGUUUUCGCACGACUUGAUGGUGGGCAAGAAGGCCGCUAAAAUCGACUUGUACACGGACAGCCGUGCCGAGAAAGAAGCUGAUCAAAUGGACACAUGGGACCAGGAAAAACUGGAAGAAGUGGUAAAUGAAAAACAUCACGAGAAGAACGCGAAGCAAACGGAAAUCGUCUGCAAAUACUUCUUGGAUGCAAUUGAAAAGUCGUUGUAUGGUUGGUUCUGGGUAUGCCCCAACGGUGGCACCUCUUGCAAGUAUCGCCAUGCUCUUCCUUCUGGAUACGUUUUCAAGUCAAAGAAGGACCGCGAGCUUGAGAAGUCAAACAAAGUGGUGGAGAUCUCUAUUGAGGAAAUUAUCGAGCAGCAGCGUGCCAAGUUGGGUCCCAACGGAGGCACCCCUGUUACGGAGGAAACACUCGCAAAGUGGAAGGCUGACAAGCAAGCACGAAAGAAAGCGGAUGAGACGAAGCGACUAAAGGAGCAAGCGAAGAAGACUGGCGGGCGUGGCAUCAUGAGUGGUCGUGCACUAUUUACGUUUGAUCCGACCUUGUUCCGCGAUGACGCGGAUGCUGAUGACGAGGCAUACUCUGUUCAUAGUGAGGAAGAAGACGACGGCGAGGACGACGAUAAAAAUUCUCUCUUGGCCGUUGAUGCGGCAGCAGCAGUAAUGGACAAGAGCCUGUAUCUACAAGACGUGGACGAUCUUGACUCAUUGAAGAAGUGA
Molecule: messenger RNA, 1071 nt
Organism: Peronospora farinosa
Lineage: Eukaryota; Oomycota; Peronosporomycetes; Peronosporales; Peronosporaceae
Source: the annotation of a GenBank genome assembly